Sitodiplosis mosellana (orange wheat blossom midge) is the source of this 572-nucleotide messenger RNA. RefSeq lists its product as uncharacterized. The record is from RefSeq and is a predicted model, not a curated record. The coding region runs from base 147 to 515 and encodes 122 amino acids. Lineage: Eukaryota; Metazoa; Arthropoda; Insecta; Diptera; Cecidomyiidae. The transcript has 2 exons.
CGAUUUGCAGACAAUUUGAUUAGAUAACAAUGAUGUCGAUGGUUUGUUGAGUCUAUAAAAGUGUAUUUCUAUUUAGUGUUAAAAGGCAACUUGAGUUCUGAUCCAAAAUCAAACUACACAUUCGGAAAUAAGUUGACUCGGUGAGAAUGAAGUUUUCAAUUUGUCUGCUUCUGUGUUGCUUGUGCGGUAUCAAUGCGUCUCUACGCAAAGAUGAGACAAAUUACGGGAAUUUUGAGAAAGGGCUGAUUUAUGGCAUGGAGCAAGUUCAAGUUCAAAUGGCUGAUACCGAAUAUACGACCCAUGAGUUCAAAUUUCCAAAGCGUCCAAAUAAAACCCGAAUUAUUGUUGGUGUUAAGCAUAUCGACUACCACCCGACGACCGAAAUUGAAUUUGUAGAAGGAUGGAUUGGUGACCAUCAAAUGACCAUUCGUCUAACGGCCCAAAGACAUUCAAUUAACUCAACUUUCGUUUUCUACAGUUUACGGACCGCAAUUAAAGGCAUUAAACUACCAUGAGAACAUAUUUUUGGUCAAAUUCUUCUCUGUAUACAAUAAAAUAAAUUUGUUCAUAAA